This is a messenger RNA of Kluyveromyces lactis, 1107 nucleotides long. RefSeq names its product isocitrate dehydrogenase (NAD(+)) IDH2 (gene IDH2). The record is from RefSeq and is a predicted model, not a curated record. The transcript has a single exon. NCBI's taxonomy places the organism in Eukaryota, Fungi, Ascomycota, Saccharomycetes, Saccharomycetales, Saccharomycetaceae. Gene Ontology annotation, biological process: isocitrate metabolic process; tricarboxylic acid cycle. The coding region runs from base 1 to 1107 and encodes 368 amino acids. Gene Ontology annotation, molecular function: magnesium ion binding; isocitrate dehydrogenase (NAD+) activity; NAD binding. Gene Ontology annotation, cellular component: mitochondrion.
AUGUUCAGACAAUCAAUUGUGAAGCAAUCGUGUAGAUUUUUGGCUACCAAGAAACAACCAAGUAUCGGUAGAUACACCGGUAAGCCAAACCCAAAGACUGGUAAGUACACUGUUUCCUUCAUUGAAGGUGAUGGUGUUGGUCCAGAAAUUUCCAAAUCCGUUAAGGCGAUCUUUUCCGCAGCCAAGGUUCCUAUUGAAUGGGAAAGUUGUGAUGUGAGUCCAAUUUUCGUUAACGGAUUAACUACUAUUCCAGAUCCAGCUGUUGCUUCAAUUAACAAGAACUUGAUUGCUUUGAAGGGUCCAUUGGCUACUCCAAUUGGUAAGGGUCACAGAUCCUUGAACUUAACCUUAAGAAAGACUUUCGGUUUGUUCGCUAAUGUGCGUCCAGCUAAAUCUAUCGAGGGUUACAAGACUACUUACGAAAACGUUAACUUAGUUUUGAUCAGAGAAAACACUGAAGGUGAAUAUUCUGGUAUCGAACACGUUGUUGCUCCAGGUGUCGUCCAAUCCAUCAAGUUGAUUACUCAGGAUGCUUCUGAAAGAGUCAUUAGAUACGCUUUUGAAUACGCUAGAGCCGUUGAUAGAUCAAAGGUCCUUGUUGUUCACAAAUCCACUAUCCAAAGAUUGGCCGAUGGUUUGUUCGUUGACGUUGCCAAGAAAUUGUCUUCUGAAUACCCUGACAUCGAACUACAAACUGAAUUGCUAGAUAACACCGUCUUGAAGACUGUCCAACACCCAGAAGCCUACGAUGAUGUCGUUGUCGUUUGUCCAAACUUGUACGGUGAUAUCUUGUCCGAUUUGAACUCCGGUUUGUCCGCUGGUUCUCUAGGUUUGACUCCAUCCGCUAACAUUGGUCACACCGUUUCUAUCUUCGAAGCUGUCCACGGUUCUGCCCCAGAUAUUGCUGGUCAAAACAAGGCUAACCCAACUGCCUUGUUGCUAUCCUCUGUCAUGAUGUUGAACCACAUGGGUUUGACUGAACACGCCGACAAGAUUGAAAAGGCUGUCUUGACCACCAUUGCUUCUGAUGCUAAGAACAGAACUGGUGACUUGGGUGGUUCUGCUUCCACAUCUUCUUUCACUGAUGCUGUCAUUGAAAGAUUAUAA